Anoplopoma fimbria (sablefish) is the source of this 4942-nucleotide messenger RNA. RefSeq names its product myocardin related transcription factor Ab (gene mrtfab). The transcript has 19 exons. Gene Ontology annotation, biological process: smooth muscle cell differentiation. The coding region runs from base 408 to 4055 and encodes 1215 amino acids. Lineage: Eukaryota; Metazoa; Chordata; Actinopteri; Perciformes; Anoplopomatidae. The record is from RefSeq and is a predicted model, not a curated record.
UGUAAGUGCCGCAUGGAUAUAAUUCUCUCUUUCUUGGAGUUUAACGCUCUACACAUUCUACCAGAGACAGUAUUUGGCCUGAUAUAUGCGGACAUGACUGUAUUAUGUGGUGUUACACAGACUAGUAGUGAACUGGUCGUAAAGGUGUUGUGAAGGAAGUCUUUGCGUCCCACGCAGAGGAGGGUUUUCCGGUUAAAGUUUCCUUUGUGAUUCGGAAGUGGCGCUGGAAAUGCCAACGCCGUCCUCCGCUACAGACACAACACACAAGUGGCGACCAUGAAAAAACCGUUCAAAGCUCCGUCCUGCUGAAAUGGGAAAACGCCCCUUCAAGAUUUAGUAACACAGGUCUCUCCGUCACCCUGGCAACGCUACACGCACAGAAAGGGGAGCAGCUAAGUCCUGCUAGCAUGGAAGUCACCGGGGCGCCCGGCUUGGCCCGGAGCCCUCAUAGCGAGGCAGUGACCACCGAGCUUCAGGAGCUGUCCCUUCACCCUGGACCCAUCCCGCGGCCUCUGCAAGAGAGAAAGAAUGUCCUCCAGCUCAAACUCCAGCAGAGACGUACAAGAGAGGAGCUGGUCAGCCAAGGGAUCAUGCCACCACUGAAGAGCCCAGCAGCCUUUCACGAACAGCGGAGGAGUCUGGAGCGAGCAAGGACCGAGGACUAUCUGAAGAGAAAGAUCCGGAGUCGUCCUGAGCGCUCUGAGCUGGUCAGGAUGCACAUUCUGGAGGAGACGUCGGCAGAGCCGUCCCUGCAGGCCAAGCAGCUGCAGCUGAAGCGAGCGCGACUGGCUGACGACCUCAACGACAAGAUCUCCCACAGACCGGGCCCAAUCGAGCUGGUUCAUAAGAACAUUCUGUCCGUCGACUGCACUGUGCACUCACCGCUGGAUUCUCCAAAGGGAGAGAGCUCGUCUUUAGAUGAAGACAGCAGUGAUGCUCUAUCACCAGACCAGCUAACCAAUCACGACUCUCCCCUGAGUGCCGUCCCUCAGCUGUCCCCUUCUGACGUGCUCACCCAGAACGGGGACAUGUCCCCCACACAGUUUAUCACACAGUCCCCUCCUCCACCUCCUCCACCACCUCCUCUCCAGGUGAAUGGGUCAGACUCCUCCCUAUUCACAAAAGGGACGAUGGUGACCUUAACAAACUCCCGCUCCUCUACUGGACAUGUCAAGGUGCGGUCUCAGACUAAGAUGAGUUCAGACCGUCCUUCACAGAGACCUAAGAAACCAAAGGACAGCAAACCCAAGGUGAAGAAGCUGAAGUACCACCAGUACAUCCCUCCAGACCAGAAGGCAGACAAAGAGCGUCCGCCCCAGAUGGACUCGUCCUAUGCGAAGCUCCUCCACCAGCAGCAGCUCUUCCUGCAGCUGCAGAUCCUCAACCAGCAACAGCAGCAUUAUAACUACCACACCAUCCUGCCCGCCCCUCCCAAGCCACCAACGGAGCAGCAUCCUACGACCAACUCUGGCCCGUCCCCCUCCCGAAGUGCUCCCACCACAACCACCCCCAUACCCUCCAAUCAGAGCGGGACUGCCCGUCAGAGCCAAACUGCAGUGGGAGGAGUCAAACCAUGCACUCUGCCAGCCAACUUGGAUGAGUUCAAAGUCGCCGAGUUAAAACAGGAACUGAAAUUGCGUGGUUUGACCGUCUCGGGCACCAAGAACGAUCUUAUCGAGAGGCUCCGUAACUACCAGGAGCAAAACGGUGGCACCACAGCCGUUUCAAAAAAUGGCAACCCGCAGAGCUUGAUCUCAGCAGCUGGCACUUUCACAUCCUCUCCCACUCCAACUACCACCCCUGACCACCAAUUAGGAGAGAGUGGGUUUAAGUUAGAUUUGUCAUCAUUGGCUCAGGUGAUUCCGGGACGGGUCAUGCGAUUCGGCAGCACCAGCUCCAGCCCUCCAAUGUCACCUACUCCGUCUGAGAGGUCAUUGGCCGGGAUGAGUCCAGAUGAGACUAGCUGUAAUGGAGACAUGUUUGGAGAGAUGGUGAGCUCUCCCCUGACCCAGCUCACCCUGCACCCUUCUCCUCAGCACCCAUCAAACAUCUCUCCGCUCUCCAAGGUCAAAGAGGAGAUGCAGAGCUCAUGCAGCCUCUCCCGGCUUUCACCCGCCUUAUGUCAGCCUCCAGAGUCCCUGACUGGAGUAGCUAUGGACACGUCCUCUUUGGACAAGGACCAGAUGCUCCAGGAGAAGGACAAACAGAUCGAGGAGUUGACCAGGAUGCUGAGGCAGAAGCAGAGGCUGGUGGAGACCCUCAGGUCCCAGCUGGAGCAGGGCAAGGUGACAAGUGGAAUAGUGUUGAAGAGGGAAGACAGUGAGAAGAGCAGAACCCCAGAGGUUAAACUUCAAACUCUGAUAAAAGCCUCGGCAAUUCAGCCCCCCACUCUGCCCAACGGCAUCGUGGUGAAGGUGAAGAAGGAGGCGGAGCCUGAGGAGGGAAUGGAGGGAGUAACAGACUCGCUCCAAGCAAAGAAAGCGGCCCAGCCAAUGCAAUGCUCCCAGGAGACUCUCCUCAGGCUGCAGCAGAUACAUCGGCUGCAGAUCCAACAAGCUGAGCAGCAGAAACAGACGCUGCAGCUCAAACAGCAGCAGAGCCAGGAGCAACUGCAGAAAGUGGCAGAGGCUAUGUCGAACCCUCAAAAACUACAGCAGCAGAAUAAAGAAGCCCAAAUCCUCCUCCAUCAGCAGCAGCAACUGCAGCAACUUAUCAUACAGCAAACCCAACAGAAACAGCUCCAGGCACAGCAGAAGUUAGCACAGCAGAAACUCAAUCAACAGAAGCUGGUUCAGCAGAACCAGUUAAAACAAGCUCAAGGGCAAGUUCAACAAAGCCAGCAGAAGAACCAGGUUAAGUUAAAGCACGUUCAGGUGCAGAUCCAGAGGCCGGCAGUGAACCUAACCCAGCAGAGGAAGCAGCAGAGGGCUCAGCAGAGGCAGCAAGAGAGACAGCAAACGGCAGCUGCCACCACACAACAGGUGACCCCCGUCUUUGUCAACCAACAGAACGGCACUCAGAUCCAAACUCAAGCCAUUUCACUAGACCUCCUCAAGGCAAAUGGCGCACCAACUCUGGUCACCGACAGCAACGGAAACCACUACCUGAUUGCUCUCACCAGUAACACCACAGACGGACAGAACCGAGUGUCCUCAUUGGCCAAACCCAACGGACGCAUCACACUGCAGAGGUUUAAGUCAACUCCGAGUAAACUCCCCAGCACUGACAACCAAUCAAAGGAGCUACCAGAGGCCGAGCCAAUCAAAAAAGGACAGAAGGAGGGGCUGCACCUUGAAACCAGUGUUGUACCUCAACCCAGCCUGUCAGUCACUGCUCCGCCCAAUCUGCAGCCUUUCUUUGAAGACAUGUCGGACAGUGAAAGCCAAAGCAACUUAAUCUCAUCUCUUAAGCAGGAGAAUGGCGUCAACAGUCAGCAAAUGGACGACCUGUUUGACAUCCUGCUCAAGAGUGGAGAAAUCCCCGGCUUUAAGGCCAACCCGGACCCUUCCCUCGCCCCCCUCCACUCUGACCCGCCCUCCCCAUCCUCUCCUCCAUCUCCCCUCCACCUCUCCCCUCCCACCCCUACGGAGCCUCUCCUCUCCCCUCAGCCUUCAGUUGGAGAGCCCUGCACAGGCAGCGGACGCCUGGAAGACUUCCUGGAGAGCACCACGGGCGCCCCGCUGCUGGGGGUGGAGCCUGGCGGCGGCCUGACGCUAAUCGACGACCUUCACAGCCAAAUGCUGAGCACGCCCAGCAUCCUGGACCACCCUUCCUCCCCCAUGGACACGUCCGACCUCGGCUUCUCCCCCCACUCUACGGGGCUGGACUUUGGCGACCCCACCCUGGACAGCAUGGACUGGCUGGAUAUCUCCAUGGUGGGGAGUGCCAGCGGUGGGAGUGGGGACAGCGGAGGUAGAGGAGGAGGAGGGGGAGCUGGCGACGGAGACGGGGGAACGAGCCUGGCCCCGCUGGUGCCGCACACUCCACCAAGCGUCUUCUCGACUGAUUUUCUGGACAGCUCGGACCUGCAGCUGCACUGGGAGUCGUGUCUGUAGCCCUGCGCUGCCCCGGACACGCACUCGCUCACACUGUGUACAGGCGCCGUCUUUAUUUCAUGCACAUAUAGAAACCUUUUCUAUGCUGUCUCUACCACUGCGGGGGUCACUGGCACAUGCAAACACUUUUACACAGUUUGACCUGUUUUACACUGGCUGUUACUGUAUGUAGGAUGCGGUGAAAUAAGAAAGAAACAUAAGAGUUAAAUUCAUAGAGAGGACUUGGUGGUACUGAAGUGGACUUUUCGAAAUUUAAUUCUAUGGGGAUCCAUACAGCAGACUGUUCACAUCCAAGCUGAUUAAAUCCCAUUUCCUGUUUCCCGAGCUGCAUUAUAACCAGAUUAAAGAGACCUGACUCAGGCUCCCUCCAGAUAGCAGAGUGUGUGUGUCAGUGCCUCCUAAACUUUGCACUUAUGCUGAAUCUGAUUGGUUUAAAAGGGGGUGUUCAGGUCAACAGCCGAAUCAUAAUGCUGUCUGAGGCUGAGUGAAAGCCACCAUGUGUUGUGUUCAUCAGCUGAGCCAUUUAAGGUGUGACCUGGUCACCUCACUGUGGCAACCUGAAACCCUCACUAGUCAAAAAUCACAACCGUCACUUAUAGUUGGCAGUUGCUCUUGAAAUGAACCAUAUCAGUGGCAACAGUUUGAAUUGAAGCCUCGUAGGAGGGUUGCGUAUUAUUGGUAACAUUAUGGUAGACCACUAUGUAUUGCUGUAUAUGGGGUGUAUAUUAUCAAUCGUCCAUAUGACUAUUUUUCUUUGCUGGUUGCUUUAGGGUCGAGCUAGCCGGCUGGGGAACAUAGGGUGAGGCAGGGCUUCAAAAAAACUUGGACCUCGUCGUUUUUUAAAGAAAAAAAAGUUUAAAAAAAAUAAAUAUAUUAUGAAAACACAA